UUUAAAAAGGUUGCGUGAGCGGUGGUAGAACAUAGGUUUGUAGCUAGCUAACAGCUAAGAUAGGUAGUUGUUUAUUUACUCCGACUAAAUUAGCUAAAUUAAAAAUCACAGUUUGUGUGAUUGUAAAAAAUUGAAUCUGCUAAGUGAAUAUAUUUAUCAAAUAGGUUUUUAACCUUUCUCAAAUACGGGCCAACAACAACAACAACGCAUUCGCCAGCAACAGCUUCCUUCGUCUUACCAUCGUUUCAUUUUUAGACGACCAGAUGGAGAGCAGCAGAAAAAUACCGGACGUUUUCAAAACUCCGUGCAAACCAGCUAAAACGAAGAGUCCAAUUAGUGCCUGUGUUACUCCAGUCACUAUCCCUGCCUCUCCGUUUAUGAAGAAGCUCGGGUGUGGAACUGGAGUGAACGUGUAUCUCAUGAAUAGAAGUGGAAAACAGAUUCAUUCGCCUUGGGCCAUAAAGAAAAUCAACAAUAAGUGUGCAAAGACGAACGUCUAUGAGAAGCGACUGUCUGAAGAGGCGAAGGUUUUAAAAGAUCUACAGCAUCCCAACAUUGUUGGCUUCAGAGCCUUUACCACAGCCAAGGAUGGCUCUAAAUGCUUGGCUAUGGAGUAUGGUGGAGAGCAGUCCCUCAAUGACCAGAUUGAGAAGAGGAGAGCGGAGGGAUUACAGGCAUUCCCAGCUGUCAUCAUUGAGAAAGUGGCCCUUCACGUAGCCCGUGGCUUACAGUACCUGCACAGCGAGAAAAGGCUUUUACAUGGAGACAUGAAGUCAUGUAACAUAGUCAUUAAGGGAGACUUUGAAACCAUCAAAAUAUGUGACAUUGGCGUGUGUCUUCAGCUGGAUGAGAAUAUGCAGGUGACUGAUCCAAAGGCUCACUACAUUGGAACAGAGCCAUGGAACCCCAAAGAGGCCCUGGAGGAAGGGAUUAUUACGGACAAAGCCGAUAUCUUUGCAUAUGGACUCACUCUAUGGGAGAUGAUGACUUUGUCUGUUCCCCACCUGGAGAUGCUGGACAGUGAGACUGAUAAUGAUGAUUCUUUUGAUGAGGAUGACUUUGACGAAGAUGCAUAUUUUGAAAGACUGGGCACCCGGCCUCCACUAGACACGUCCACACUUGGCGGUGCCUACCAGAGGAUGGUGGAGCUUUUCUGUCUCUGCACAGAAGAGGAUCCUACUAAAAGACCUUCAGCUGCACACAUUGUUCAAGUUCUGGAGUUCAACAGCCAGCUCGAUGACAAAAGCAGUGGAGCUAUAGAGAUAGAUUAAUGUUUAAUUGCUGAAGCAGGAGCAGCAGUAAUUGUGGACUCUUUCCCCCCCCCCGUGUAGUCUGUAUUUUUGUAUUGUGAUUUCUUUAUUUGCUUUUGCUUUUUUUUGUCAACUUGUGUGUAUUGUUGCAUUUAAAUUAACUGCUACAGUAGUAACAUCAUUCAUUGUGCCAAACUGGACAGUAACAUUUCCACUAGUUAUCACAACUUGCACUAUCUUGAUUUGUCUGACUCAAUAUUUGAUUAAAUCUUAACCCAUUAA
This is a messenger RNA of Electrophorus electricus (electric eel), 1532 nucleotides long. It is a transcript of the gene pbk, whose product is annotated as PDZ binding kinase. Gene Ontology annotation, biological process: peptidyl-serine phosphorylation. Lineage: Eukaryota; Metazoa; Chordata; Actinopteri; Gymnotiformes; Gymnotidae. The record is from RefSeq and is a predicted model, not a curated record. Gene Ontology annotation, molecular function: ATP binding; protein serine/threonine kinase activity.